GUUAGUUCUGGUAUUAUAAGAAUCGUUGUUUGUUCUCAGAUUCACUUCAAUAAAUGCAAGAUCACGAUUUAUAUCAAUAGCGUCACCCAAGUUUCUUGCGGGCCAAAUACGCCUCUGGGUUAUCAGCAAAUCGAUUUAUGGAGCUACUUUCGUGAACAAGUUCCCCAUAAUACAGAUAUAAAAACAAUGGCCUCAGAACGCUACCCGGAGGAUCUCUGAAGCCUAAAGUAAUGUUGUUGGGUAUACGAGGUCUGGAAAUUAAGUAAUGCGAUUGGCUCCGAUACUGGAAUUGACUUCAGCUGGUCGGUUGCAACCGUUUGAAUGUUUGCGACUGUCCCAAAGUGAGUUCUCUGGAAAUGAUUUUCCAACUUCGUGAAGAGAAAAAAGUCGCAAGGACUCAAAUCAGGCGAAUAAGGAGGAUAAAUAUUUUACUGGCCAAAAACUCGUUUAUUGACAUUGAUGUGUGACAAGGAGCAUUAUCGUGAUGCAACAACACCGAGUUGUUCUUGAUUUGAUAAACGGUGAUUACAUACCAUCAUAGACCAACUGUCAUGUGAGACUCUCAAACUCAAAGUACAGAGACAUGUGACAAUAGUAAAGCAGCUGAGGAGAUUCCCAGACAUCAUCAGGAAGUACUAUUACAGUAGCCUCGUAUUUGUGAUCUUGGUACAGCCAAUGGUGAAAUUGUUGAAAAAGGACAAGGAACCAUUUUUUGCAAGUUAUAUUCCACCAGUGAUGGGUCAAAUGGGAGUAUUGGUCUUCCAAGAGAUUAUGAUAAUGAUCCUAGGGCAUGCUGGUUGUGUCUAUAUUAUUUUAGACAUAAACUUGAUGAUAGCAAUCAGCAUCCAAGUAGAAAUUUUGAAGGAUAUUUUGACCGAGGUAGCAGACAUAGAUGGUAUAAUUCAGUGUAUCAAGAGAUAUGAGCAGAUAAUCAGACUUGUCGAGAAUGUGCAACAUAUUUUCCGUGUCGGCAUGUCCAUACAUUUCCUUACUGGUAUACUGAUCUUUUGCACAACUUUGUUCAAGUUAAUGGAAGUAGAGGUCGAUUACAGUCAAUGUACGUUCUUAAUACCAUAUUCAUUUGCCAUAAUUUCAAUUUUAUUCAACCACUGCUGGUUUGGCAAUGACAUAAUUUAUAGAAGUUCUGACUUAACUCAUGCCAUAUUCAGAUCAAGAUGGGUUGGAAGUAAAUUAUCCACACAGAAAACCCUAAUCCUGUUCAUGGCUUUCACCAAGAAGCCUUUGAGUAUAAACCUAGCAUCUGGAUUAUUUACUAUGGCUAUUCCAGUUUUUGUGUCGGUAUGUCGGACAGCAUACUCCUUUUUCACAAUACUACAGAAAUUUAAAUAGCUUUAGAUCAUAUUUAGCUGUAUCAUUAUUUGUGAUUCAACAAUGGCUUGGUUGUAUCUCCAAGCUAAUAAUUGGGUUAGAGCUUCUAUUAAAUGAUCCGCACUUGUUUUUUCUGAGCAACUUUCAUAUUUCAAUUACAACAAAAACUGUUGUUCUUUGUAUUAAUCCACUGCUGUACAUAUACAUAUGAAUAUACAUUCUCAUACAAUAUAUACAUACAUUUCUUUUGGUAUCAGUAUGCAACAAUAAGACAAUAUUAUGAUAUCUGAGUUCAGAUUAUUUUCUUUAGACCAUUGAUUCCCAAAGUGGUCUA
Messenger RNA from Acanthoscelides obtectus, 1663 nucleotides. NCBI's taxonomy places the organism in Eukaryota, Metazoa, Arthropoda, Insecta, Coleoptera, Chrysomelidae. The record is from the annotation of a GenBank genome assembly.